This is a messenger RNA of Hyposmocoma kahamanoa, 2668 nucleotides long. Its product is annotated as tyrosine-protein kinase Abl-like. Lineage: Eukaryota; Metazoa; Arthropoda; Insecta; Lepidoptera; Cosmopterigidae. The record is from RefSeq and is a predicted model, not a curated record. The transcript has 4 exons. The annotation marks the transcript as partial.
GCGGGGGCGGCGGAGCGGGGGGCGGGCGUGAAGCGUCCUCGGAAGGAUCACUUGCGGAGGCCACGCCCGACACGGAUGAAAGCGCGGGAGAACCGCGGCAGCACCGCUCCAAACGUCGCCAUCACGCAGCGCCGCAGCCGCAACCACAGCCACAACCGCUUCACCCGCAGCAGGGUGUGCAAGUGGCGGCUCUAGAAGUACAAAACGUGAAGCGCGCCAUCAACCGGUACGGCACGCUGCCAAAGGGCGCGCGCAUCGGCGCGUACCUCGAGUCGCUGAGGCAGAGCGGUGGCGGCGGCAGCGGAGGCGCGGCGCGCGAGCCUCCGUCCCCCGCCGCCGCCGCCGCCGCGAUGCCCGCGCAUGAUGAAGCGCGAUCGCUGUCGCCGCGGACAGCGCGCGCACAGCCGCACAUGAUUCGUUCUAACUCGUCGAGCGGUGUGACCGCAACGCCCGCGUCGCCGCGAUCUGUUCGCGCACAUGCGCCGUUACGCUCUUUCGCCGGUAGUCCCGCCAAACCCCGGCCUCGCCUCGCCGAGCUCGAGUUUCCGCCGCCGCCUCCCGAUCUCCCGCCGCCGCCGGAGGACACGCAGCAACCACCGCCACCACCUCCUGACCGCUGCCGUGAUGCUGGCACCGACACGGCCGAGGAGCCACCGCCGCCCCUCGAUGAUAAACCUCUCAAACAAAUUAUGAAGGAAAUGCUCGAACUAAAGUUAGUUGCCGAAAUCAAGGAACGCGCCGACAAGAAAAACAAGGUAAGAGAUUCACCGCCUGCGCAACACGAGCCUGUUGAAGGGUCGAGCGCGUUUGGAGAUCCGGUGACUCGGCUCGUGAGCGAGCUAUCGGAGAGCCUUAACUUGGAGGGCGCGCGCGGCCUGCGGCGGGCGCAGGACGACGCGCUCUCGCCCGCCGAUCUUAAGGCCGGCCUACGAAAGACUGGCUAUACUAAACUCGACACGGACUCAAAGACGUCUACUGAUUUCAAAGCCCAAUUAAAGAAAGUUGACUCAAAUAAAAUUAAUAGUAUUAGAGAUGAGGAUGUCGGGCGAAUCAUAGAUUUCAAAUCGCGUUUACGAAAAGUUGACAGUGGAGCUCCUGCAACCAAUGGUACAAUAAAAAAAGAACUCGCUUCCCCAGACGAGAAGGGUACUAAGAAAGAUAAUAAAAGCGACGACUCGGAUCGCAAACCACAGGGCAGUUCAUUAGACGCGAAUGGAGACGAAGAAGAUAAGCGAAGGAGUACAGGCAGUAUCAGCAGUUUGAAGAAGCUAUGGGAAAACAAGGAGAGCGAUGAGCGCUUGAGCCCCAAGUUGAAGCCACGCGGCGAAGAAAGCGCGGAGACUUCACCCGAGGAGCGCACUGCGCGGCGCGAUGAACGGCGCGAUGAGCGGCCCGCCGUGCCUAGCAAACCCGCGGUAAAGGCCAAACCGAUGGGCAAGGGCGGCAUCUAUGCCACCCCUCUCGCACCACUCGCGCCGCUAGCCGGCGACGAUGCCGAAGAUGCGCUGGCCGAGCUACGUGCCUCCCUCGAGUGGUGCACCAAUGAGGUGGUGCGCGGGUCUGGGCGUGGGUCGCUAUGGCGAUUGCAGACGUCUGAGCGGCUCGCGCGGUUAGGCGCUCAGUGUUUUGGACUGGCGGGAGGAGCGCGCGUGGCGCCGCAGCGGCGCGUGCAGCUGCGCGCUGCUGCGCGCCGACUCGAAGCCGAGGCGCGUGCGCUAGCCUCCGCGCAUUCCGCGCAUCAUUCGCCCUCGCCGCUCUCCAUCGAGCAGGCGCUGCAAGAGCUCGCCGACAUCGUCGCCAGGUAAACCGCGCGUGCCGCCGGCCUUCGAGCCUGCUUCCGAAACACAAUGCAGUUGUACUGCGAAAAUGAUACUAUUUAUUUAAAAUUUAAAAUUACCGCUGCGCCAUUUCAUGACAUUAUAUUAUGUAGAAUUAGUGAACAUAAAAUUGGUGCAUGGUUCAAUUGACAAAGCGGUAGCAAUGCAACCGCCGCGAAAAUAUGUAAACAAAAUGCGUAAACAUUGAAUAUUUUAUACAUUCUUCCAGUAACUCUGUUAUGUACGAAUUAGAAUAAUAUUUAUUAUGUUGUGUGCCAAAUAACGCGAGUAAAGCGUUUUAACAUUCCUCUAUUGAAUCGUCAUCGCCGACCGCUCCGCGCUUGCGGCAGAGCGCACUUUCCUUUCUAAUGCCGUUUAGCAUUUACUUUGAAUUUAUUUUGGUACAUAAUGUACUCAUAUUGCGAAACUUACUAAAACCCGACUUGUUCCUCGUUCCGGAAUCACAACGAUCCGAUUCCAUCUCGUACACUUGUGCUACAUGCUACGCAAAAUGCAAAACAAAAAACAAUUUGUAUCAAACUAUUCGUUAAUAAGGCGUUAUGUACGUAACGAAAAUAUAUAGCUAUUUAAAAGUUUCAUCCUUUCUAAACAACUUCAUAAACUUAAAAAGUUAUGUUACUAUUUUUAGUUAACACGAUUUCUAUCAAUCCGUAUACUUCUCCCAUAAAAUUCUUAAUAGCAUUCAAAGAAAUCGUUUUUAUUACUCAGGUAACAAAUUGAUUUGAAUAUGUAAAGUAAUUUACUUCCUUUUUAAUUAACAUGGAUUUCCGUAAAAUAACGCCUCGAUUCAUAGACCUACCAACAAAUGGACAUCGGUCUAAUACAAAAAC